CCUCAAUCACGGGCCAUGCGCCGUAGAGUAGAUGUUUGUAAGCAAGUGCCAUCAACUUCUGUGCUUUCGGUACCUCGAGGACUAGCACCAGACGAGAUGUGAAAGCUAUGCGCCCGAGAGAGAGAGAGACGCUGAACUUGAACAACAACAAGCGCAUGAGUGAUGAUCAAAUACUUACCUAAAUUUGGCUACAUUCAAACUCUACAGGCUUCUUCACGAACAUGAUAGUCGUCAUUAUGAAGUAACAGGAGAAGCAGCUGAACCCUUGGUAGUCCCAACCCCAGGGAUGAAGUUUUCUACCACUGCCUACUUUCUGUGUAGUAGUUUCGAUUGAUUUUAUGAGCCACACUCGUUGUGUGUGGGUGUGGCUGUAAUCGUGUUUUUUGUGUCCUAGUUCAUUUCAGCCCAUGAGAACUACUUCUUCGUCGUCUGAGCUUCAUUUUGAUCCUAGAAAUGCUUAUGAACCACAUGUGGUAGUCACUGGAACUAUGAGGGGACAAAGUAGCGCCCACGCAUAUAAACGGGCAGUUUUCUUGCGUCUAGAUAUACGGGCCGCCACUAUAUUUGCCGCAUGAUAUAUCCAGAGCCGGCCGCUCUAUAUUUACCGCAUCCGCGCCCCGAAUAUACAAUAUCUCGGUCUGCGCGGCGAGGAUAUAGUGCGGCCACCGUUAGAUAUAGUGAAAAAAAGCCGCGCGCGCCGCGCCCGCAAUGCUUGGAACGCCGCAACGGGCCCCACCUCGUGCUCGGGGCCAUUCCAUUCUCGUCAUUUCCCCAUAUAUCUAGGACGGCGGCCCGUAUAUCUAGACCCAAGAAAACUGCCCGUUUAUAUGCGUCGGCGCUGUUUGUCCCCUCAUAACUGGAACCGGUCUCCGAAUCCUCCCUGGAUUCCUGCUUCCGUUUGUCCUUUAUGAAUCUACCAGCAAGACUUUUUUAGCGAGUUGACUAUAUUUUCGCUGACUUCUCACGUGAGCGACUGUGUAAAGUGUGUUGUAUCGUGCUGCUCACGAUCUGAAUGUGAAUCAUACAUGAUAUUGUGGUCUUGUCUCAUUGACUAUGUAUGUUUAUGUAGUUAAGUUUUUAGAUCUUCCAUCUUCCGUAUAUAGAAAAACAACAAGAAAUAGAUAUAGUGUGUCGUCGAAGACACGAGUUACUGCUACACUUCUGCGGACGUAAAUGUUUUUUGGAGGUCGCUUCGAACCCUACAAACGUGUUUAUUUUGCCGCUGUGCUUAGGACCAAAUGUUGUGACCCUCAACAUCUGUGACACGUGGCGGAACCUGAUCGAAAGACGCACUGCUCAAGGCCUUUCUCGACAAUAUCGAAAAACAGGAUGACAGUAGACACGAAAGUUGAUGAAGGCGCGCCGAAGCAGACGGUCAAGUUUGUAAUCGCUGGCAUGCCCGAUUUGCACGAAAUUCAUCGUAGUGCCGAGGUAGAUUUCGCAAAUACAACCGGAGUGCAAGUUGCCAAGCAGGUAAAAUCAAAAUGAUUCUGCAUAUAAAAGCGAAAUUCUGCGUCGCAGUCACAUCGGAGGCGUUUUGUAAGGCAAAACGCCCCACAAAACGUCUCGGAUGUGACUGUGACGCGCAAUUUCGUUUUCAUACUGCAAAUCACGACAAUAAUGCUCCCUGUAUUAUCCAUUGAUUACGGCAGCGGUUUCGGGAUAAGAAAUUCGGAAGCUUCCGCUUCACGAAAAAAAGAUAAGACCAUCGUAUUCGAUUCACUGAAUAACUAGUCAUGUCUCUGCGCUUUGAUGCUUUCAUUUACAGAAAAAGUCAAGUCUCGGCGGAUGAUCGAUAUCAUACUUGACAUGAUUUUGUACUACUCUUUCUCAAAAACUAAAUGAGGUAUUUGCAGCCGAAAUUGCCGAAGGGUGGACCGUGCGGCUUUUCGCUUCUGGUCGUCCAGUGCGGACCGAAACACUUGCCGCGGCACGAGUUCCGCCAGAUUCGUUCCUGCACGCUUUUCUCGCAAAGCUGCCACCCAAGUUAUGCGACGAGGUAUGUUUGGAUGUAACAUUUAGCUUUCUGCACAAAGAGAAGACAAAACAUAAAAACAAUAUAUAGACAGCGAAUUUUAUAAUCAAUACGAGUCGUAUUGAACCGACACAGAAAUCGCCUAAUAUCGUAUUGAUCCCAUUGCUCGCAUUGGUCGCCUCGUAUUGACUUGGCGCAAGGAACCCCAGGAUGGUCCGCCCAGCCGCCUGCCCCGAUUGGUAUACCGCGAUCGCGUCGCUAAAAACGACGGCGCGCCGCUUUGGUGGAACUUUGGCAAGUAUAGUAGCCGCGCCACUUCAGAAAAAAAAAACGGCGCCGCGCCUGCGGCGCGGCUUUUUCUUCUGGCAAAUAGAAUUAAAAGCUAAGAAGUGAGAACUGGCGGGCGCUUGCUGGCGACGCCACUGUUUUCAAAUACGCCAGCAAAGCGGCGCUGCCCCUUUUGCGCCCCUGGCUCUUAUGUUUUACCGAUGAGUUACAGGGGCUGGGCAGAGUCAAGAAUCGCCGCUAGUCACCGGCGCCCGAGGUGGUUCCAUGUUUCGGCCGUUUACUUCGGGCUCCCUCUGGGUGGAGCUGCAGACGGCGCGAACGGAUUUGCCGCGCCCCGCUCCUGGGUGUUUUUCGGGUGCCGAGUAGAAAAAUCAAAACCCUACCCGGCCCCCGCAGCCCUGCGUUUGGCGAUUUCCGGGCGCAGGGUAGAACCAAAGCGCCUCUAUUUAAAAGCUACGCCCCGCCGCAUGGCGAUUCGCACCGUAUCCCGAAUGUAUUCCGUCAUCUUAGAGGGGAAGGCCCUAUGAAGAUCGCAGCACCAGGCGCGGGCCCGCACUCACAUUUUCAUUUUCAAACGGAGGCAUGGAUAGGAUGUUUCGGCGACCGGGGGAGGCAGGAGCCGCCGACCGCGCUCGUAUCGGGUUCGUAUUGGUCCGAUUGCUCGUAUUGGUCGCCUCGUAUUGACCCUGAAACCUUAUAAAAUUCGCUGUAUAGACUUGUAGUUGCAGUUGUGACUCGUCUCUCCCGCUGUCUCCAUCGAUCAUGUUGCUGACGCGCAAACUGCUAGCUGUACCAGUACAACCAUACAUGAUACACUGUAUGAUCUUAUUGUAGACUUGAUCUGCAAGUGAAAGUGCAACCGCUACUUUUAUGAGACCGCGACAGCCACACAUUACGUGCAUCACAGCCAAUCGCUGGAGUUUUGGAAAAGCAAGUGCCGGUUGCGCAACCACCGGUCGAGGACGAUGCCAGGGCUAGGACGGGACAAGGUCAAGGCCAACAACAGGGCAGGCAUCCAGCAAGCAGAAGAACCUCACAAGAGAGCCGCGCUCCAUUCUAUGCGAAAGAAAAAUGUGCCGCCGUGCUUGCCUGUGAAGGUCAUAGAUAAGUAGGAAGAGCAGAGCACGAUUACAACAUGGCAUUCGUUGCAUCUCAAUAAUUUGCAUACCAGCCAUUGCAUACAAUCAGCGGCCAUCGGUCGCCUCGCGGACCCGAGUGAGGGAAGUAGAUACAUCGUAUUUCAACAUAGGCAAGAAGAGGCACAAAACCCAACUUUUCUUCGGGAUACCAUCAUUCGUCGCAUUAUGUUUUGUUGUUUUGGCGUCGGCGCAGUCUCCGCUACAACGCCCACCUAAUAUCUUCGAUUUUUCGUUCCUGGUCGAAUUCGCUGCAGACUCCGUGAGCGUGCUUCCUGCCGACGCUUCUCUGAUGCCGCGGAUCAAUCAUCAAGAUUAGAUCAAGAACGACCAAUACAGAAUGACAUGCUUCAGUAUCCAAAAAUUGUCGCACAAAUAAAGAGAACAAAUGUACAUAGAGUGAGAAACUCUCGUGGCCGAAUGGCAAACCAUUUCUUCUUGCGCUGCUGUUAGCGAGCGUGACCGUGAGCGACAGUGGCGGCGGUUAGAAGUAGCACAGCAGAAUCAUACAUAGCGACAGUUUCGCCCCAACGCCAUGUUAGAGAGAGCGAUUGGUUUGUUUGAUAGCUUCCGGUCUAAUGUUGAAGAACUGGUAGCGAAUUCUCACAUAUUUGCUGAGGCCUUCCUGUUUUCGAUGCAUGCGGCGAGAGGACAUACUUUCGUGUAUUUGCUUGCCAUUGCCUUGAUGGCUUUCAUAAAAUUGGAUCACGACUUGUUUUGAUUUUGAAACCUCAGGAGACAGAGGACAGAAAAAGAAGACGCACAUUUGAGAAGUAGUACCUGCUCAGUCUCAACAUUAACUGUACAAAGAGCCACCAU
Amoebophrya sp. A120 is the source of this 4218-nucleotide messenger RNA. The record is from the annotation of a GenBank genome assembly. NCBI's taxonomy places the organism in Eukaryota, Dinophyceae, Syndiniales, Amoebophryaceae.